GAAAAAUAAUUCUAUUAAGAUUAGGUUUAUUCUAUUUUUUUUUUAUAAUUUGAGAUAUUGAUCUAGCAAUCAUUAAAAACAAACCACUACUUUUUUAUACUCAAGAGCACUUAGAUGAGAUGACGCGAGUCUCUUCUAACUUAACCAAGGUUCUAGGUUUGAUCUCUGGCUUAGGCAUGCAAUUGUGUUAAAACUCUUAGAGAGAGAGUUUGUCAUCCAUUUGGAUCCCACAAAGCUCGAGAGAUUAAUCUCUACCGUUGCACGCAUAGAAUACCUGAUUUACACCAAAUCACUGCUUUUUUAUUUGAAUUUUUUUUAUUGAUUGUUAGAUAAAUAUCAUGCUCUCAAAUUAUCCAUAGAUAGUGUAAAAAAAAAAACCUUCUAUUAAUUCUAUUUUUAUAAUUUUCUUUGCAAUUCAUAGUGAAUUUUUUAUUUUUAUGAUUUAUUUCACACUUUGAGGUAUAUUUCAUUGACCUUUCAAAGUUCUUUGACAGGAGAAGAAGAAUUACACAAUAAAAGUAAUUGUCACAAACAACUAUUUAUCUUGUAUAUUUUUUUUAUGGGCUAUUUAUAUUGUAUAUUAUCUCACACAAACAAAAUAAUGAUAUUUUUCUACAGUACUCUUUGUAAAGUAAUUUACAUUUUACUACAUUGCCGAUUACUUCCAUCAAAAUAUCAAGUGAUAUACAGCAUAGAGUCUAAACAAUUUAAGGCCUCAAUAUCAUAAAGUUUGCUAUAUUUUUAUUUUUUUUCUUUUGCACUAUGGAACAUGAGUACGAGGAGCAAUUACAAGAACCAGUUAGUCCUAUUGGACAAUACUUCAAUAGCUCAUCACUAUGCUUAUAUAUUAUUGCAGUUUUGGAAUUUGAAGUUGCCAUUGAUGAUUUGCAAGUUUUUGCUCUUCUUAAAGAUAUUUUCCUUCCCAUUAGUCGUGGCUUCUCCUCCAUCAUGGUACAAGAUAAAAAUGAGGAAAAAAGAUGGAAGAAAGUUGAUGUGAACUUAAAAGACCAUGUGAAAACACCAAUAUUUCCAAAAGGAAAAUCAUUAGAAUUUUAUGACAAAUAUUUUCAUGAUUAUUUGUCAACCAUAUCAAUAGAGCAAUUACCACAAGGAAAACCAUUAUGGGAAAUACACAUAAUAAAUUACCCUACAAAAAAAUCAUUAGGAACAAUAAUAUUCAAACUUCACCAUGCACUUGGAGAUGGUUAUUCUCUAAUGGGUGCACUUCUUUCUUGUCUACAACGUGCUGAUGAUCCUUCUCUUCCUUUGUCUUUUCCAAUUCUUAAACCAUCAAAAUUAGAACCUUCCAAUAAAAGUAUUUGGACAAAAUUUUCGUGUACUAUGUCAUCUAUUUUUAAUACUGCCUCUGAUUUUGGAUGGAGUGUAUUAAAGAGUAGUAUUAUUGAUGAUGAUAAAACUCCUAUAAGAUCGGGUGAUGAUGGAGCUGAUUUUCAACCAAUUUCUAUAUCAAGUAUUGCAUUCUCCAUUGAUCAUAUCAAAGACAUCAAAUCCAAGCUUGGAGUGACUAUGAACGAUGUGGUGACUGGAAUUGUGUUCUAUGGAACAAGACUAUACAUGCAAGAAAUGGAUUCAAAAUCAAAGACAUCAAACUCAACAGCAUUGGUAUUACUUAAUACAAGAAACAUUGAAGGUUACCAAUCAAUUGAUGAUAUGCUCAAUACUAAAAAAUCAAAGGGUCUUUGGGGGAAUAAAAUUACAUUCUUGCAUGUACCAAUACCAAAAUUAAAUGAAACCAAAAUUUUAAACCCUCUAGAUUUUAUUCAUGACACACAUAAUAUAAUCAGUAGGAAAAAACAAUCCUUAGCUGUGGCUCUUACAGGGACACUUUUGGAAAUUGAAGGCAAAUUCAGAGGUCAAGCGGCAGUAGCUAAACAUAUUAGGAGAACAAUAACAAAGUCAAGUGCAGUAGUUACAAAUUUGGUUGGACCAGUUCAACAAAUGUCUUUGGCUAACCAUCCUGUAAAAGGCUUGUAUUUCACAUUGGCCGGUGGUCCUGAGGACACAUACCACUUGUCCACCUUAGCUCUGUUUGGUUCUAGGGAAAGAAAGUGGGUGGAAAGAAAAUUACUCAACACUCACAGACUCACUUUCUUUCCAUAG
Trifolium pratense (red clover) is the source of this 2121-nucleotide messenger RNA. Its product is annotated as wax ester synthase/diacylglycerol acyltransferase 11-like. The record is from RefSeq and is a predicted model, not a curated record. Gene Ontology annotation, molecular function: long-chain-alcohol O-fatty-acyltransferase activity; diacylglycerol O-acyltransferase activity. The transcript has 5 exons. Bases 763 to 2121 code for a protein of 452 amino acids. Gene Ontology annotation, biological process: triglyceride biosynthetic process. Gene Ontology annotation, cellular component: plasma membrane. NCBI's taxonomy places the organism in Eukaryota, Viridiplantae, Streptophyta, Magnoliopsida, Fabales, Fabaceae.